This is a messenger RNA of Uranotaenia lowii, 4793 nucleotides long. RefSeq names its product ATP-binding cassette sub-family C member 4-like. Lineage: Eukaryota; Metazoa; Arthropoda; Insecta; Diptera; Culicidae. Gene Ontology annotation, biological process: transmembrane transport. Gene Ontology annotation, cellular component: membrane. The transcript is spliced from 10 exons. The record is from RefSeq and is a predicted model, not a curated record. Gene Ontology annotation, molecular function: ABC-type transporter activity; ATP binding; ATP hydrolysis activity. Bases 344 to 4252 code for a protein of 1302 amino acids.
CUGGCCGAGCUAGAGCUCGCUUCUUUAGUAAAAAUAUUCGCGCUACAAACUACAUUACAAAGUGUUCAGCUGCUAACACCUUCGCCAAGCAACAGCUGAUUCGAGAAGAGUCUUUAUCAGAGAGCCUCUCCACUGAGGAAGAUUGUUUGGUAUUGCGCAAUCAAAAACAGAUAAUACCCGACAAAUCGUCAAGUGAUUUCCGUGUGCCGGUGCAUUAGUGAAGUGUGGAGAAUGCAAUUUCUUAUCGCCGUUCUAGGGCUAACAAGCUAAUCGGUUGUAAAAAAGUUGUCCCGCGUACUUUGUGUGGAAGCAGCCGCAAAAAGAACGAAAUUCCCUAACAAUAAUGGAAGCCCCCAAGGUUAACUUACUCGAGAACCCCCGGCAGGGUGCCAAUCUGCUGUCGGCUCUCACGUUCUGGUGGUCGAUUGACAUGUUUCGGCUCGGCUCGAAGCGACCCCUCGGUGUUGAAGAUCUGUAUCGGCCGUUGGACCGGGACAUGGCGAGCGAGUUAGGAGAUCGAUUGGAGAGGAAAUGGAAUCAACAAAGGAAAGGAUCCGAAAGGAAAAAUCCGAAAACCAAACCCUCGCUGGUAAAAGCCCUUUUUCACACAUUCUGGCGAGACUGGGUGCUACUAACGAUUGUCACGGUGUUCGGAGAAAUUGUCCUCAGAAUAGUUCAGCCUAUCUUACUCGGACGAGUGCUGCUGUAUUUUAGACGACAGUCGGAUAUCACAAGGGAGCAGGCCAUCUACUACGCCGUGGCCAUGAUCGCUGCCAAGGCCGCAAGUAUCGUGAUGGAGAACCAAUACUCCAUCCUAACCUGUUUGACAGGAUUUCGCAACAAAAUCGCGCUCUGCAGUUUGGUUUAUCGGAAGUCCUUAAGACUAUCUCACAGUGCCCUCGGAGAAACUUCUCCCGGAAAGGUGGUCAAUUUGAUGUCCAACGACAUCGCUCGCUUCGAAAUGGCUGCCUUAAUGGUGUCGUACCUGUGGUCAUCGCCGGUUUUGGCGAUUGUGGUCCUGGUACUACUGUACUACGAAGUUGGCUGGGCUGGUCCCUUGGGAAUGGUUGUGGUAUUUUUGGCGACUCCCUUGCAAUCUCUUUUAGGAAAAACUGUUUCCAAGCUACGAAUGCAGACGGCCUUCAAAACAGACGAACGAGUUAGGCUGAUGGAUGAGAUCAUCUCCGGGAUCAACGUGAUCAAGCUGUACGCUUGGGAGAAACCGUUUGCAAAGCUGAUUUCGGAAGCUCGCCGAGCAGAGUUGAGGAUUGUGCUGAAAAGUGGGCUGAUUUGGGGACUGUUUAUGACGUUUCAACUGUUUACCAGUAGAGCAGCGCUGUGUGCCACAAUGGUGGCGUUGAUCUUGACCGGAGAGGAGUUGACAGCUUCUAAAGUGUUUGUGGUUUCGAGUUAUUUGACCAUAGUUUCCCAAACGUUUUCCUGGUUAUUUGUUAGAGCAGUGGCUGAGGUAUCGGAAGUCCUAGUUGGUAUUCAUCGGUUUCAACAUUUCCUAGAACAUGAUGAGGUAUCCGAAGCGUACAGGAAUGAGACGUCGAAGAUAGAUGAUGAGCAGAUUGCUAGGUCUGCUACUUCAUCUGAGCUAGCUUUGGCUUUGCGAAAUGUGAAUGCUCGAUGGAGUUCCUUGAAAAACACUGCACUUACCUCACAUCCUACACUUCAAACAAUUAACCUAGACGUUAAGAAAGGUAAACUCGUUGGAAUAGUCGGUCCUGUAGGUGCCGGCAAGACUUCAGUCCUCCAGGCCAUAUUACGGGAGCUUCCGAUAGAAUCGGGAUCUAUCGAAUGUGAAGGUACGAUCUCGUAUGUCAGCCAGGAACCCUGGCUUUUUGCGGGAACUAUUCGCCACAAUGUGCUUUUUGGGCUUCCCAUGGACGCUAAACGAUAUAGAACGGUAUUGAAGGUGUGCGCUCUGGAUGUAGAUUUAGAACAGUUUUCAAACGGAGACGAGGAAUUGAUCGGGGAACGAGGUAUUUCUCUUUCUGGGGGUCAGAAGGCUAGGGUCUGUUUAGCAAGAGCGAUUUACAAAAAGUCAGAUAUUUACCUACUGGAUGAUCCGUUGAGCGCCGUUGAUGCUCAUGUAGCAAGACAUUUGUAUGAUCUGUGCAUUGGUGAUGACGGGUAUUUAGGCAAGCUUGGGGCUACUCGGAUUUUGGUGACACACCAGGUGCACUUUUUGGUUGAAUCCGAUUGGAUCAUCAUCAUGGACGAGGGUCGAGUUGCCCACCAAGGAACUCCACAUGACUUGAUCCAAAAAGGUAUUCUGAAUCUACACGAAGUUGAACAUGAUCAGGAGGAAAGCUGCAGUGUUGCAUCGAGCUCCUAUGAUACGGAUUCAUCCUCUAACAGUUCUAGCAAAAAUAACGAGAAACUUGAGGAAGAAAAUGCCAAACAACUGGACCGAGCUUUCGAGAAAACAGGAAACGACACACCUUCCAGGAUUUUAUUCAUGAACUAUUUAGCUGGAGUUGAAAGUUGGAUCAUUCUCGCCAUAUUGGCGAUCCUGUUCGUAUUGACGCAGGCUAUCGUGUCUUUUGCCGAUUACUGGGUCGGGUUUUGGUUAUCACAAGAAGAUCGACGUACGUUCCUGGCGAAUUCAAACGCAACUAUCGAUGAUUCCGAGAACGUUCCACUCAGUACAGACAUCUGUCUGUACGUUCAAUGUGCUGCGAUUGCUAGUAUUUUUCUCAUUGCUUUAACAAGGUCAUUCAGCUUCUACAAGGCGUGCAACAAGGCUGCACAAGCGAUCCACGAUUGGACCUUCCGCGGAUUGAUUUCAUCGGCAAAGUAUUUCUUCGACACCAACCCUUCGGGAAGAAUCUUGAACAGGUUUGCCAAAGAUAUGGGUUCAAUGGACGAACUGCUACCUCGAUCCGUACUCUACGCAAUCCAGGCUAACCUCACCAUUAUUGGUUCCAUGGUAGUGAUCUUGAUUGUUCAGCCUUACUUCAUUGUACCGAUUGUGGUUCUGUCGAUAGUUCUGUUCUCCACAAGAAAAAUUUACAUGAGCACUUCCAAAAGUACUCGGCGCCUGGAAGGGAUCACCCGUUCACCAAUAUUCACGCACAUCGCAACAACUUUAACGGGACUUCCAACAAUCAGAUCUUUCAAGGUCCAGAAACUUCUUAUGGAGGAGUUCGAUCAACAUCAAAAUGUCAAUACCGGAGCAGGUUUUAUGUUUCAUUGUGGUCGAAUAGCUUUCGGAUUGGUUCUUGACGCCCUGUUCUUCCUACUUCUUGCUGUGGUAACUUUCACAUUUCUCCUGAUCGAAACCGAUUCCUUAGGAGAUAAGGUCGGAUUGGUGAUCACCCAGAUCAUGGGCCUUGCAGGGGUGCUACAGCUUGGCGUUCGGCAGAGUGCAGAGAUGUUUAACCACCUAAUCGCCGUUGAACGGCUGUUGGAGUACAAGAACUUGCCGGCUGAAGUUCAACCGGUAAAAGAUUCUGAAGAAUUAAAACGCAAAGAGAAGUGGCCCACGAGCGGUCAAAUACAAUUUUCGAGUGUGAACUUCUGUUACCAUGUAAAAUCACCACUUGUGCUGAGAAACCUAUCAUUCAAAGUUAAGCCUUCCGAAAAGGUAGGCAUUGUAGGAAGAACUGGUGCUGGCAAGUCCUCGAUUAUUGGUGCUCUGUUUAGAACCGCAAUCGUUGAAGGACGCAUCGCAAUCGAUGGUGUUGACACUGGAACCAUAACCCUUGAAACGCUUCGUUCCAAUAUCUCAAUCAUACCUCAAGAUCCCGUGCUGUUCAGUGGUACUCUACGCAAAAAUCUGGAUCCUUUCGAGAUAUACUCAGAUGCGGAGCUAUGGGCUGCGUUGGAAAUGGUGGAAUUGAAAGACAUCGCCAGUGGUCCUCAAGGGUUACAAUGCCGUAUCAACAAUGGUGGAUCAAAUUUGAGCGUAGGUCAACGACAGCUGGUGUGUUUAGCGAGAGCCAUCCUUCGGAACAACCGAAUUCUGGUGCUAGAUGAGGCUACCGCUAAUGUUGAUCCUGAUACUGAUAACCUGAUUCAACGAACCAUCCGGGAACGAUUUGUCGAAUGUACUGUUCUCACGAUCGCUCAUCGACUGAAUACAAUUAUGGAUUACGAUCGUAUCUUGGUCAUGAGUGAGGGUCAAGCCGUGGAGUAUGGAACACCGGCUGAAUUGUUGCGCAUACCACAGGGUGUUUUCAAGGAUAUUGUCCUGGCCACCGGAUCGCUGGAAGCGGAAAAUCUUAUGAAUAUGGUUAAAUAGAUUGUUUUAGAUGUAAUAGAUUUAAAUGUUUUAUAUACCUACGGAUAAAAACAGUUAUUAUUAUUAUUAUUAUUAUUAUUAUUAUUAUUAUUAUUAUUAUUAUUAUUAUUAUUAUUAUUAUUAUUAUUAUUAUUAUUAUUAUUAUUAUUAUUAUUAUUAUUAUUAUUAUUAUUAUUAUUAUUAUUAUUAUUAUUAUUAUUAUUAUUAUUAUUAUUACUAUUAUGAAAAAUGAAAAACCUAAUUUUGUCAAUAACUCAAAAAAGCUACACAUAUUGGCUUUGUAUAAUGGUGGAAUCGAUGGGGAAUAGUUUAGAGCUAAAUUUUGAACCAUCUGAAAAUAGUAGCUUUUACUCUGUAGAAAUCAUCGAAAUUAAUAAUCCACAAAAACACAAUUAACUUGAAUGUAGUUUUCCAAUAAACUGAAUUUUCGUUUCAAAUUAACAUUUUACAAAAAAAAAAUUAGCUGAACGAAUCCCAUAGAAACAUAAAAAAUGAGCUGACUACUAGAUCAAUAGAUUCAGCCAGCGUCAUCAGUCGUCCC